GGGGAGUGGAGGUCUCCGAAAACAAGCUGUCGGCAACAAACACGGGAGUUAAAUCAAUGCACAGACGCACACGGCUUCAUUGGAUGCAGAAAGAACGAACCUGUGGAUAAAUGAAACCUAAAGUGACCCAGCUCCGAUAAGGCAGCCAUCAGUCCUGUGGCCAUGAAUAAACAACAAAGUAAGGAAACCCUGAAGGACAAGGUGAAGGGGAUCUUUGGACUUGGGACUCCCCGGCCACAGAUCAAAUCAUGCGACCCUAAGCUGCCGGAGUUUAUUAUAACUGCUGAAAUUAUUAAGGAUCUCCAUCCAGAUAACGGCCCGAACAACCGGAUUCGGGUUAUCAACCAAAUUUGUGAUCUUGCAAAAAUGAAGAAAUUUGAGGAGCAUGCUGUUGAGGCUGUGUGGAAAGCUGUGGAGGACAUGUUGACCCCGGAGCAGCCGCCUGAGGCCAGACAUGCUGUCCUGCAGCUUCUUAGGGCCAUUAUCCAGGGCCAGGGAGAGUGGCUUGGUCCUUUGAGGGCCUACUUUUUCAAGGUGAUCAGAGACUACCAACCAUGCAACGAGGAUCUGUCAGAAAGACUGGAAGUGUUCAAGGCUUUAACUGAAAACGGGAAGGACAUCACUUACCUGGAGGAGGACGUAGCUCGUUUUGUCCUCCUAUGGAUGGACAUCGGUCUAACUUCAGACUUUCUCCAUGUUCUUGUGAACCUGGUGAAGUUUAACAGCUGCUACCUGGAUCAGAACAUCUCUGUCAUGGUUCAGAAAAUCUGUCUGCUGUGCAACAGAACAACAUCAUCCACAGAUAUAGAGGUGGCUCUUCAGGUCUUGGAUGCUGUCGUGUGCUACAACUGCCUUCCCUCAGAGUCCCUCACCAUUUUCAUUAUAACACUCUGCCGUACGGUUAAUGUGAAGGAGUUUUGUGAAUCGUGCUGGAAGUUGAUGAGGAAAGUUUUGGGGACUCAUCUUGGCCACAGUGCUAUUUACACCAUGUGCCGCAUCAUGGAGGAAAGAAUGUACAUGGAGGAUGCCCCGCUGCUGAGAGGAGCGGUGUUUUUUGUUGGAAUGGCGCUGUGGGGUGCACACAGACUCCCCGCCCUGAAAAACACACCGACACUCGUUCUGCCGUCUUUUUAUAAGGCCAUGUCGUGUGCCAAUGAGGUGGUGUCCUAUGAAAUCGUCCUCUCCAUCACCAGACUGAUCAAGAAGUAUGGCAAAGAGCUGCAGGUGGUCACAUGGGACAUCCUGCUGGGCAUCAUAGAGCAGCUGCUGCAUCAGAUCCAGACGAUAGGCAGUGCAGAGCUGAAGGCCAUUGUCUAUGAGCUCUUGACCACAGUGGAAGAGCUGUAUGAGCAGAACGGUUAUCACGGCUCGACAGAAAAGUUCUUCAUUUUGGUGGAAAAAUGUGCUGACAAGAGACCCGACGCAUCAGUUCUGACCCUCAUCUCGUACCGAGCGCAGUCUAUCCAGCCGGCCAAGGAUGGCUGGAUUCAGAGCCUUCACCGCCUCAUGGAUAAAUUUUUUAAGAACGAGACUCGCAGUGUGAUACGGAUCAAAGUGCUUCAUAUCCUGUCCUUCGUUCUCAGCACCAACCGACAGCUUUAUGAGGAUGAGUUGAUUGAAAUGGUUGUGAUCCCUCAGCUCAGUGGGAUAGCUGAGGACAGGGAUCUGGCUGUCAGGAAACAGGCUACUCAGCUUCUGGUGGAUCUUGCUGAGGGUUGUAACACACAUCACUUCACUAGUCUCCUGGACAUCAUUGAGCGGGUGUCCAGUCGUUCUCUGGUUUGUUCAGGGGCGCUGGAGGUUUCUGAACGAGACCCCACAGCUGAGUCUCCUAUGGAGGAUGUGAAGACUGCUGUAUUGGGUCUGUUGGAAAUCCUGCAGAGCAAACUUUACAGCCUACCAGCCAGCCAUGCGAGUCGUGUUUAUGAGCUGCUUAUCAGCCAUCUGCAGCUUCACUACAAGAACAAGUACUGUUCAACCAUCGCCUCUUCUGUUAGAUUACAGGUGUUUGACUUCUUCCUGAUGAUGCGAGCAGACUCUCUGCACCGUAUUGGAGUUCCCAACAAAGAUGGAGCGAUGAGAUUCAGUCCAUACUGUUACUGUGACACAGGGGAGCCAGAGAAGCGUGUUGGUGAUAAGAAGCCGACAGGUUCCACAUCUCCUCCUGCUGGUAGUCCAGCUCCACCUGCUGCUCCUCCAGCGUCAACAGCCUCGAUACGCUCAGCUUACCUUCCCUACGCUCCUGCCUUCAGCGUCCUGCUGCAGUGCCUCAAAAUGGAAACAGAUUGGAAGGUGCUGAAACUUGUUCUGGACAAGCUGCCUUGGAUGCUUCAGUUCAAAGUCCUGCUGCUCACGUCUCCAUGCAGUUUAGACCAGCUGUGCUCCACUCUCUGCCUCAUGGUGACAGAUCGGCUGAUCUCUGAACGUUUGAAAAAGAUCCCGGAGGGUUUUUCCCGUACAGAUGUUCAGUUGGCUGUGGUUCCUGUUCUUACAGCUAUAACCUCUUACCACAACUACCUGGAGCAGUCAAGACAGAGAGAACUGGUUCAGUGCCUUGAGACUGGCCUCAUUUAUCGCUGUGCCAAGCAGUGUGUGGUGGCUCUUACAAUGUGCACGGUGGAGAUGCCUGAUAUCAUGAUCAAGCUCCUCCCUGCGCUCAUCGUCAAGCUCACCCACAUCUCUGCUACUGUUGCCAUGGCAUCUCCCAUGCUUGAGUUCCUCUCCACUCUGGUGCGUUUACCCCACCUGUACGCCAACUUUGUAGCUGAGCAGUAUGUUAGUGUGUUUGCCAUCUCGCUGCCCUACACCAACCCCUCCAAGUUCAACCAGUAUAUUGUGUCUCUGGCCCACCAUGUGAUCGCCAUGUGGUUCAUACGCUGCAGACUUCCCUUCCGCAAGGACUUUGUUCAGUACAUCACAAAGGGUUUGCGUUCCAACGCUCUGCUGCCCUUCGACGACGGCCACGAGCAGAGUCCGUUUCGUGCUCGCAGCACCAGCCUCAACGAAAGGCCCAAAAGUCUGCUAGCUGCAAAAGUGUCAAAGGCAGCCCCUGUAGCCAAUAACAGCAGCUCUCCAGUUAAAGAGCUAAGGGACCUUUCAGCCAUGGAUGCUUUCCGCUCCCGCAGCAUCAGCGUCUCCGAACACGCGGUUCGCAGGAUGCACACCUCAACCACCACCUGCAGUCUGGGCUCUGCCGAUGAAAAUGCCGUAACUCAGGCAGAUGAGGGGCUCAAGACUGUCCACCUGGAGCUCACAGAGACCUGUCUAGAUAUGAUGGCCCGAUAUGUGUUUUCCAACUUCUCUGCGCUGCCCAAAAGGUCUCCCAUAGCAGAGUUUCUGUUAGCCGGAGGUCGCAGUAUGACCUGGUUGGUGGGCAACAAGCUGGUGACCAUAACAACCAGUGGAGGCGUAAAAACUCAAGCGUUGCUGGGGCUGGACAUGUCCGAGCGUCUGGGAGGAGGCGGGGAAAUGACCAGGUCAGAUCCAUCACUCCACACACGGAUCACAAAAGAGGCUCCAGCCACUCUGGAGUCCCAGUCCAGUCAGCAACACAACAGAUCCACAAGGUUACGUGUCCGCUCCAUGUCAGGGGGUCAUGCUCUACGUGGUGGUCCUACACAGAGUCUCAGUCCUCUUGUCUCCCCCUCUGAGGGUGAGCUAGCCCCUCCUCUUUCUCCCUCCUCGGGACCCACUCUGGAUAGCGUUGGUCCUCCCUCGUCCACCUCUGCUGGCCCAUCUGCUCCUCUUCCUCUCAAAGAUAACCCCAGCCUGGCAGAAUUCGUCCCAAUGCUGACUCAGGGCUGGGCAGAAAUCUUUAUACGGAGACCUUCAGGUAACACCAGCUGGCUGAUGUGUUUGGAAAACCCACCCAGUCCCUUUUCCUCCGAGCUCGGCAACAUGCCGCUGCAGGAGCUGUCCAGUGUCCUGAUGGCGAUGGAGGGCGUGAAGGAGCCUCCUGCCGAGUCAUCCAGUGCUCCAGCUAGCACAGCUGCCCCAGCUCCCACAUCUGUCCCUGAGCCCCUGCACCACACGCAGAGCAGCGUUGGAGCAAAGCCAAUCAUGAUUCAGCGCUCCAACACUGUCGUCCUCCACCUCCAGUCAAGAUGAUGAAAAGUCAACUCUGGAGGAGGUGAGUGAAGGAGCCAUUCCCAUUGAUCAGCCCACUCUGGGUCCCUCCACCCCGGGCAGCCAGGGGCCUGAGUUUCCAUUUCAGAGCCACUCACAGUCCCAGGGUCCUGGACUCAACAAGUCCAGCUCCUCUCCAGAGCUCCAGACGCUUCCCGAGGCCUUCGCCAAAGCUAACCUGGAGUCUGAGAGCACGCAGGGAGAUGUCUCUCGACCCAGAGCGCCCUCAGAUGGCAAACCUCCAGCACAGCAGCCUCAUUUUGAAAAGGACAAGGUGAAGGGGAGCACAGGAGGGGAUGUUAAUGGGCCGGGACGUCAGAACCAAGCAGAAGGCUCCGGUCCGUCAUCUCAGAGCGGAGGGUUGAGGUUGGCUUUUCCACCAGUACCAGCCCAGUCUGGACCCAUCUCUCCUGGCGGAGGCCACCGACCCAGAGGUCACACCAUUUCUGUUUCAGCACCUUCCUCCAGGAGAGAGAGGAGGACAGAGAGGGACUCCUAUCACAAUCGACCCGGACCCAGCAACACGGAGAAGAUGUCUGGACUGAGCCCCAGUUUUGUAUUCCUCCAGCUGUACCACUCUCCUUUCUUUGGGAAUGAAGCAAACAAACCACUGCUGCUGCCUAAAACUCAGGUCAUUGACCGAGCUGUGAAGGUUCUGGACCAGAUGCCUCCUUAUGACACCCAUAAGAUUGGAGUGGUGUUUGUUGGAGCCGGUCAGGUUAACAACGAGGUUGCCAUUCUGUCCAACGAAUAUGGCUCGAACCGCUACGCCGCCCUCCUGACUGGUCUGGGCAAGUUGAUCCACCUGAAGGACUGUGACCCUGACCAGAUCUUUCUUGGAGGACUUGACCAGUAUGGAGACGAUGGAGAGUUCACCUACUGCUGGCACGAUGACAUCAUGCAGGCCAUCUUCCACAUAGCCACAUUGAUGCCAAACAGAGAGAGCGACAAGGGCUGCUGCAACAAAAAGCGACACAUUGGCAAUGAUUUUGUCAUGGUGGUGUAUAAUGACUCAGGAGAGGAGUACAAACUGGGCACAAUAAAGGGUCAGUUUAAUUUUGUAGAAGUCAUCAUUAAACCACUGGAUUAUGAAUGCAACCUUGUUUCCCUCCAGUGCCGCAAAGAUCUUGAGGGUUUAGUCGACACAACUGUGGCGAAGAUUGUUUCAGAUCGCAACCUUCCACUUUUAGUUCGACAGAUGGCCCUACAUGCAAACAUGGCCUCCUUGGUGCAUCAGUACAGAGCUAAUCCUUCUGAUGCGUACGCUUCCAAGUGGCUCGCAAGAUUACGACACAUAAAGAGGAUCAGAACCAGAGCUCAAGAAGACAUCCAGUCUCGCUCGACUCCCGGAAUCUCUUUGACCCAAGGACACACUCAGCAAAACAAGUCGUUUCAGCAAAACCCGGCAGCACCGAACCCUGAGGCCUCCGGGCAGAGGAAGAGACUUGUGUCAACAGUCGAUGAUUUCACUGAUUUCGUUUAACUCUUGUUGGUCGCUCUGCCAGACACAUUCACACAGACCAGUGAUGUUUGUGGCUCAAUUAAUGUAUGAAAUAAAUGAUCAUUAAAAGGAUCUGGAAUGGG
Austrofundulus limnaeus is the source of this 5709-nucleotide messenger RNA. RefSeq names its product TSC complex subunit 2 (gene tsc2). Gene Ontology annotation, molecular function: GTPase activator activity. The record is from RefSeq and is a predicted model, not a curated record. Gene Ontology annotation, biological process: negative regulation of phosphatidylinositol 3-kinase/protein kinase B signal transduction; regulation of small GTPase mediated signal transduction; negative regulation of TOR signaling. Gene Ontology annotation, cellular component: nucleus; TSC1-TSC2 complex; cytoplasm. Lineage: Eukaryota; Metazoa; Chordata; Actinopteri; Cyprinodontiformes; Rivulidae.